GCUAAGCAGCUGGAUAACGUGUCAAGUGCACCCUCCUCCCCACCCCACACCCGGAAAGGAUCUAACCUGGUAUUGCUUGGUAGUGAUUACCUAAUGACCAGAUCGAGAGGGUGGUCAUUGCAUGUGCGCAUGUGCGCAGGAGGUGUCAAAUCUUCCAUUAAGAUACCAAACCCGAACAGCUUUACCAACACUCCAAUCAGCCCCUUUCUUGGCCUCCACUUGAUUGACAUUGCCAUGCCAACGAGCUUGAUGACAAGAACUAACGAUGAAGGCUGAAGUCAAUAUCGAUAGUCAGGCAUUAAGCUGAGGCAGACGAACAUCUGUUGUUCAUUUAGACCGUCCUGGCUUUUCCUGGCCUAGUUUUUCACGCGUUACUUGCGCCUCUACGAGAAAACAUUUGCUGCUCAAAAAAAAUACUGAAAAGUUAACGUUUCUACCAAACUUUGGAAGCCAUCUUGUAGCUGCAAAACUUAUAGGGUUCAGUUCGUUGUGUUUCAUUCAACACUCGAAUCCUAUUUCUGCAAUUAAUUUUUAAUCAAGGGAUUUGAUAUAUACCCAGCACCAGGUAAAAUGUUUUCUUGCCAGAAAGUAUUUAGUAUAUUCAUUCAAUAUCGUAAGGAUUUCAAACUGAAUAGAAAUGUCAGCCCCUUUAGCACCUUAAGUAUUAAUUUCUCUCACAAGAGUUUUUAUUUAUUUCAGAGUUUAAAGGAAAUCUUCUAUCGCUAAUGAUCACUGCUUGUCAGGUGUAUAAAGUGACCGGAUUCUAAGACAUACAUCUCCAAGGUGCACUAACUGUUCCAUUAACGAGAUAGACCAGGUCAUUUACUUCAUAUCAUGGAUAUUACGAACAUAUCCGGGCUUUUACCGAAUCGUACGAACGGGUCCGACGUUAGCCCGACGCCGCUCGUGCGUGGAGAACUCGAGCCGUACGGCGUGCAGAUCUUCCGAUUAUGUCUAAGUGCAGUUAUCUGUUCUGUCGGUCUGGUGGGGAAUCUCUUGGUUGUGAUUAUUACCUCAUGCAACCGCAAAGCCAGCACGGCUGUUAACUAUUAUAUCUUAAAUCUUGCUAUCGCUGAUCUCGGAAUCUUGGCUAUUUGUUAUCCGUUCAUUCUUGUCAAGAAUGAAGACCCCAUCCACUGGCCUCUGGGCUACUUUACAUGUAAAAUCAUCUACCCACUCUCUGAUAUAUUUUUCGGCGUUUCGAUUGGCUCGAUCGUUGCUAUAGCAAUCGACAGGUACAAGGCCAUUGUGCGUAGUAUCCACGCGCAAAAGACCCUUCAAGCGGCAAAGUGGGUCAUCAUCUUCAUCUGGAUGUUCGCAUUUAUUGAUAUUACUUUACCUCUGUUUUUCGUCAUGGAGUACCUGGUUGAUGUCCAUGGAAAGGGCACCAUCGACUGUACACCUAACUGGCCGAUGAUAAAUAUCACCCUCCCUUUAUACAUAUUCUCCUUGUCAUUUUUCUGGUAUUUUCUCCCCAUGGCGAUCAUCUUGUGGACUUAUGUUCAAAUUGCGCAGAAAAUACGAGCCAGUAAGAACUUACACAAAGACAUGAGGAAUCUGGUGGGGAAAAAGUACAACAAGGAGAGCAAAAAGGCCAGAAAACAUGACGAUCAGAACACCAAAGCCCUCAAGAUUCUCAUUCCUGUGGUUGUGACGUUCGCCUCCACUAUGCUACCCUUCCACGUGUUUCGAAUCGUCUCUGUCUUCGUACCAGUGGGACGCUUCGAGUACAUCUGGGCCAUCUACAACAUCUGCACGGCUCUUCUCCUCGCCAACAGCUCGGUCAACCCCAUCAUUUACUCCUUGGUCUCGGAGGACUUUCGGCGGCGUUUCAAACACGUGCUGUGUCUCCAAUGGAGCCGUCUCCAUGACAACGUCUCCGUGCGACGAGCGGGAACUUUUACGACACGGAUGACAUCACAGAGAAGUUUCAAUACUGGCCUAUAAACUGGCAUUCGUGAGUAUUCGUUAUAGGCUUACAAAUGCAUUUUUUCUAACCACUCCCAAGAACUGUAAACAUUAAACACCAUCUCUUUGACAACGCCCUACUUUGAUUGAGGAGCAUGAAACGUUGAAGACAAUAAUGACGUCAUCAUUCAUUCAUAAGAAGUAAACAUUUUGACAAAGGCUUUGUUUGCCAUCCAAUUAUUGUGUAUUGAAAAUCGUUUUUAUAACGCCACACCACAAUAAUUGCAACCAGUUCUGACGUCAUUUAAAAAAUAGUCGUACUACUCUGACAAAAUUGUUACUGGUCAUGCAGAACUCGCUGUCCUCAGUUCGUUUCUAUGGCAACCUAACGUCACAUACCUUAAGCCACUUUGACGUCACGAGUCGAAAAAGCUAAGCUAGACAGGUCCACACUAGGAGAUAUUUGUAUCUGAGGGCAUCAAAAGUUGUCCAAAAAUACUCAAGGAAUGAUCAAAUGUAGAACGUUGGUUGGUUGGUACACUGACUGCAGAUGGAGAGGUCUACAGUUCAAGCUAGAGAAACCUUAAACACUCGUUUCGACUUCUUUCACUCUCUACUCCCUCCAAUAAAAAAAAAGCCGAGACUUGAGAUUUCAAAAUCUACGGUGCCGACAUCAACCGAAAGUUGAAAUCAUAUCUCUUUGGGGUUUUGAACAUUGGAGAUUUCAUUCGAAACAUUGUCAGUAAAGUCAACUCAUCCACAAGAAAGAUAGACUUUUAAAACAAGAAAUCCCGAAGUAAAGCUAUUUGCGUCGCCGUCGUAGAAUUUGCAAAUUUUUAUCUCUCUAAUAGUAAUGUUAGAGAGACAGGGAGAGAGGGAUAAUGGGAGGGGAAACGAAGUUCAAUCUAGGUUAACGAACUGGGAGAGGGUUAAUUCAAAAGCAUAUAUAUUCCUUCUAAAAUAGUUAGCGGGGAAAAGGAUUUUUUAUGCUUUAACUGUUCGGGUAAACUUUUAAAAAUUGUAUAGCAUUCUUAAAUAUUUUUCUGUGUCGACGGAAAACGUUCGAUCUCUUGAUGCUCUAAAGAUUUUUUAGUGAAUGACAGAGUGGAACAAUAGCUAGAUAGAAUGAUGGGUGUUAUCGUACUCGUAUUUUAUUAUGAAAGAACAAGAAAUUGAUUUUUUUUCUGGAAUUUAGGAUAGAAUAGGAGAAAGAUUUUGAGCAGAGCGGAGAGGAAGAGCUCAGAGGAAAGCAGGGCAGAGGGAAAGAUAGCAGAGGAGGAGAGGAGAGGAGAGGAAAGAGAGGAGAGGAGAGGA
Molecule: messenger RNA, 3222 nt
Organism: Actinia tenebrosa (Australian red waratah sea anemone)
Lineage: Eukaryota; Metazoa; Cnidaria; Anthozoa; Actiniaria; Actiniidae
Product: somatostatin receptor type 5-like
Biological process (GO): G protein-coupled receptor signaling pathway
Cellular component (GO): membrane
Molecular function (GO): G protein-coupled receptor activity
Source: RefSeq, a predicted model, not a curated record